AUGUUCGCCAUGUGACCGCGGAUAGACCAAUCACAACAAAGAGUUUGAAUGGGACUUUAUGAUAUUGCAAAUUUUGUUUACAAUGAGGAACGUGAUUCUAUAUAAAGGAUACGAGCACGGAAACUAAUAUAAAACACCUUCCGUGUUGAUGGAUGGAGGUGUUGCGGGGCGGUCUUACACAGUGAAUCACUCGUGAAAUAACCGAGCGCAUAAAACAGAAAUGCCCCCCCCCCGGUUAUUUAAUAAACAAAAUUACAAGCUUACCCUAACACAGUCAGACUAGCAUCAAUAUGUAUGUGACGAUUUCAAUAAAAUAAACGCAGUGUGUAUGGUACUUCUAGUUGUAGGUAGCAUACACUCAAACAACGCACAAGUGGAGGAAACGACACACAAACAAACAUACAACCCGGAAGUGUGAAGUCAAGACUAAGCUGCACUCGCUGUACAUGCGGAUAUACAAGACCAUUUCAUAAUUUGUUAGGAUUUCAUCAAAAAUGGAGGAAAAACGAAGUAUAUUAGUGUUAUACGGUAGUCAAACUGGAACUGCUCAGGAUGUUGCUGAGAGAGUUGGAAGAGAAGCAAAAAGACGACACUUUUCAACCCGAGUUGUUUCCAUGGAUGAAUAUAUUAUUUCAGAGCUGAUUCAGGAAUCUAUAGUAAUAUUUGUGUGUGCUACUACUGGACAAGGAGAUGAACCUGAUAACAUGAAGAUGUUUUGGAAGUUUCUGCUUCGAAAAAAUUUGCCAUCAGACUCGCUGCAUCAAGUUAAGUUUGGUGUGAUUGGAUUGGGAGAUUCUUCUUAUCAAAAGUUUAAUUUUGUUGCUAAGAGAUUGAAUCGAAGACUUUUACAAUUAGGUGGACAUUCACUUAUAGCACCUGGUCUUGCAGAUGACCAACAUGAUUUAGGACCAGAUGCAGUGGUUGACUUUUGGCUUAAAGAAUUGUGGGAGAAAUUACUUACCAUGUAUCCAUUGCCUCAAGGGAAAGAGAUGAUAAGUGCAGAUGUUUGUCCACUUUCUAAGUAUAGAGUGGAAUUUGUCGAAUCAGUGAGCGAAAAAUUGCAAUAUCAGACAGAGAAGAUAAGCCAUUUCCAUGGUAACAUACCAAGCCAGAAGAAUCCAUUAUAUGCUAAGCUGAUCAGUAAUGAAAGAGUGACCGCCGCUGACCACUGGCAAGAUGUAAGAUUGGUGAAAAUAGAUAUCACAGGUUCUAAUGUAAGUUACUGCCCAGGUGAUGUUGCUAUGAUACAGCCAGCUAACUUGUCAGAUGCAGUUGAAGACUUUCUAAAAUUGAUGCAGUUAGAUGCAAAUCAACAAUUUGUUCUCUCACAGAAUGAUCCAGAUGUCCUGUUGCCAUAUCAACUACCUCAGCCAUGUUCCAUUAGACACUUAGUAACAUAUUACUUUGAUCUCAACGCCAUACCAAGAAGAUGGUUUUUUGAGUUAUUAUCCCAUUUUGCAACAAAUGAACUUGAAAAAGAAAAGUUACAAGAGUUUGCAUCAACAGAGGGUCAGCAAGAAUUAUUCACUUAUUGUAACCGUCCAAGAAGGACUACUUUGGAGACAUUAUCAGACUUUCCUCACGCUGUAUCUUCAAUACCAUUCAAAUAUCUAUUUGAUUUACUGCCUCCAAUCCAAUCCAGGGCUUUCUCCAUUGCAUCAUCCAUACAGGCAUAUCCAAAUGAAAUACACCUACUGGUUGCUGUUGUUAAAUAUAAAAGUAGACUUAUAAAACCAAGGAGAGGACUGUGUUCAACAUGGCUGGCUAAUCUGAAUCCAAAAGACGGUGUUAUUAGAGUUCCAAUUUGGAUUGUGAGAGGAACAAUAGCUUUCCCCACAUCACCGGAUGUUCCAGUCAUAAUGGUUGGACCAGGAACCGGAUGUGCACCAUUCAGAGCUUUUAUACAAGAAAGAGCUACAAACAAUAUUGGAGGUAAUGUGCUAUACUUUGGGUGUCGUAGUUCAACAAAAGACUUCUUCUGCCGUGAGGAAUGGUCAGCACUUGUGAAUAAGAAUCUACUUAAAUUAUAUACAGCAUUUUCAAGAGAUCAAGAAGAUAAAAUUUAUGUACAACAUAGAUUAGCUGAAUGUGAAUCUUUACUGUGGGAUCUUAUAGAAAAGCAGGGUGCCAUGUUCUUUAUUGCAGGAAAUUCCAAACAAAUGCCAGAUGCAGUAAAAGAUGCUUUGAAGAAAGUCAUAAAGGAUGGCGGUGAAUUCAGUGAAGAGCAAGCAGACAAUUAUGUGAAGAAAUUAGAGAAAGUAAAAAGAUUUCAAUCUGAAACGUGGUCAUGA
Saccoglossus kowalevskii is the source of this 2291-nucleotide messenger RNA. RefSeq names its product NADPH-dependent diflavin oxidoreductase 1. NCBI's taxonomy places the organism in Eukaryota, Metazoa, Hemichordata, Enteropneusta, Harrimaniidae. Gene Ontology annotation, cellular component: cytosol. The record is from RefSeq and is a predicted model, not a curated record. Gene Ontology annotation, molecular function: FMN binding; NADPH-hemoprotein reductase activity; flavin adenine dinucleotide binding.